GCCACGACUCCACCUCGCAUACACGCAGCAUGGCCGAACCACAGACGCCGGCACCGGCACUGGUGCACCUCGCCGACCUCACCGGCCACACGGACCGCGCCUGGUCGCUGGCGUGGAACCCGCGCCUGCCGCUGCUCGCGUCGUGCUCGAGCGACAAGGACGUGCACCUGCACAGCUUCGCUCUGCCCGACGGCGACAGCGCCGCCAGCGGCUCGGCUGCAUCGUCACGCCCACGCUUCUCGCUGCGCGAGACGGUGCCGACGGGCCACACGCGCACCGUGCGCUCCGUCGCCUGGGCGCCGUCGGGCCGCACGCUCGCCACCGCGUCGUUUGACUCGACUGUCGGCAUCUGGGAGCGCGUGGCGGAUGUGAAUGCAGCGACGGCGCGGCAGGCGCGCAACGAGGGGCGCGAGCUCGAUGCGCUGCGCCUCGAGCUCGGGCCGUAUCCGGAGGAGGGCCCCGAGUGGGACUGCAUCGGCACGCUCGAGGGCCACGAGAGCGAGUGCAAGGACGUCAAGUUCAGCCGCAACGGCGACACGCUCGCCAGCUGCAGCCGGGACAAGAGCGUCUGGGUCUGGGAGGUGCAGCCGGACGCCGAGUUCGAGUGCCUUUCGGUGCUCAUGGAGCACACGCAAGACGUCAAGUGCGUCGCAUGGCACCCGCGCGACGAGCUGCUCGCCUCUGCAUCCUACGACGACAACAUCAAGCUGUACCUCGACGACCCGUCCGACGACUGGUACUGCUUCAGCACGCUGUCGGGCCACACGUCGACAAUCUGGUCGAUUGCCUUCUCGCCUUGCGGCACCUAUCUGGCCAGCGCAUCAGCCGACUGCACCGUGCGCCUGUGGCGGCGGCUGAGCGCAGACGAGGCAGAGGCGCGCGGCCUGAAGGUCGAGGGCCGCAUGCCUGGGCGGCCAGGCGAGAAGUGGGUGUGCGUUGAGGUGCUCAAGGGCUGGCACGAGCGCUGUAUCUACAGCGUCUCGUGGGGCCACGGCGAGGGCAUUGGGCGGCUGGCGAGCGCCGGCGGCGACGGGCGGAUCUGCGUCUUUAGCGUGCUGCCAUCAGAGAGCGCCGACAGUCUCACGCCGCGGACGACGCUCAUCGCGCAAACGGACCGCGCACACGGCGACUCGGACGUCAACUGCGUGGCAUUCGCGCCGGCGACGCUGGCCAGCGCCAACGCCGACAUCUCGUCCGACGCGCCGGGGCGCUUCGAGGAGCUCGAUGCCGAGGGCGUGCGGCUCGGCGAGCGCGGCAUGGCCGACAUGCUCGCGAGCGCCGGCGACGACGGCGAGGUGCGCGUCUGGGCCGUGCCGGGCGGCGUGUGGAAGUAGCGCAAUAGAGCAUCAACAGGCAUGGCGGAAAAGUGGUGACGUGGAUUGGUGAGGUGACGCGGCUCUCUACAUGGUCAUCGGGGCGCAGCUACUGGGGCCUGCGGCUCGCUCUACUCGAAGCUCUCGUCCAUCUCCUCUGCGUCCUCCUGCUGCGCCGUCUCCUGGCUCUGGUCGCGGCGCACAGGCACCAGCUCGCCGCCGUCCGUCACGCGCAGCUUGCGCACCGC
Messenger RNA from Tilletiopsis washingtonensis, 1561 nucleotides. RefSeq names its product putative cytosolic iron-sulfur protein assembly protein 1. Gene Ontology annotation, biological process: iron-sulfur cluster assembly. Lineage: Eukaryota; Fungi; Basidiomycota; Exobasidiomycetes; Entylomatales. The coding region runs from base 30 to 1334 and encodes 434 amino acids. Gene Ontology annotation, molecular function: protein binding. Gene Ontology annotation, cellular component: cytosolic [4Fe-4S] assembly targeting complex. The record is from RefSeq and is a predicted model, not a curated record. The transcript has 4 exons.